Messenger RNA from Perca flavescens (yellow perch), 402 nucleotides. RefSeq names its product proproteinase E-like. Bases 1 to 402 code for a protein of 133 amino acids. NCBI's taxonomy places the organism in Eukaryota, Metazoa, Chordata, Actinopteri, Perciformes, Percidae. The transcript has 5 exons. The record is from RefSeq and is a predicted model, not a curated record. Gene Ontology annotation, biological process: proteolysis. Gene Ontology annotation, molecular function: serine-type endopeptidase activity.
AUGGGAAAGAAAGAUCCAAAAUGGAACAACUGUGUGUCUUGUGGGAAUGACAUUAGCCUGCUUAAGCUGGAGAAAAGUUCUGUUAUCAAUGACAAGGCGACGACACUACAGCAGGCCCUCCUUCCUGUGGUGGAUCACAAUAUCUGUAGUCAAAGUGACUGGUGGGGCAGCUCAGCAAAGGAGACUAUGGUCUGUGCAGGAGGAGAGAGCCAGCAUGGUGACUCUGGAGGCCCUCUGAACUGUGAAGGCAGAAAUGGGAAGUGGUAUGUGCAAGGAGUGACUAGUUUUGUGAAUGGACAGGGCUGUAAUACCCCUCGGAAGCCCAUGGUCUUUUCCUGUGUGGCCACUUUCAUCCCCUGGAUCAAUGAGGUGUGGGAAGCCAAAAACAGUAAAUUGCAUUAA